GCGUCGUCGGCGGGCACGCGCGCGAAAAUGCCCGUUCGAUAAAUCAGUCAAAGAUUACGGCGCAAAUAUCGCAACUUGUCCGAGACUCACUUCCUUCGAUUGGUAUGUUUAUCGGCGGUAUACCGCGUAUAUAGGUUAGUAUGAAGUUUUUCAGUAUGAAGAACUUUAUCAGUACUUUGAAGAUAGUUUUCCUGAAUUACUUGCGCGCGCUAUGCUACACCGUGACAUUCACGCUCCUGUGCUAUUGUCUUCAUCCGGCGCGAUUCGCUUCUCACUACACCUUUAUCAAGACGGAAAACAUCUAUGACGAGAUGGAGAGAUCGUAUCCACCGAGAGACAACUCCUGCGUAAUCUCCGUCAGCGAUGGACGAUCCUCCCAACUGUUUUAUCCAGAGGAACAUCCCAGGGAGGAUCCAGUGGUAAUGGCCCGGCGGCUCGGUAUUUUACCGGGCGGCCAGUGGAAGCCACUUAAUUGCCAUCCCCUCUUCAACGUGGCUAUUAUACUACCUUAUCGCAAUCGGCAGAGUCAGCUUGCCAUUUUUAUGAAUUACAUACAUCCCUUCUUGCAGUCGCAGAAUCUGGACUAUCGGAUAUUCGUAAUCGAGCAGAGUCCGAUGCGCGAGUUCAAUCGCGCUAAGCUCUUCAACGUUGGAUACGCCGAGGCUACCAAGAUCAACGAUUUCCAUUGUUUUAUUUUCCAAGAUAUAGACUUGAUACCGCAGAAUCCGAACAAUAUCUACGCAUGCACCAAAAUGCCCAGGCAUAUGAGCUCCAGUGUAAAUACUUUUCGAUACAACCUACCUUAUACUGGCCUGUUUGGAGGUGCGAUAGCGUUGACGAGGAAGCAAUUUGAAAGAGUAAAUGGAUUUUCCAAUGUGUUCUACGGUUGGGGUGGAGAAGAUGAUGAUUUCUACAGUCGUUUACAAUCCAGGGGUUUCCAGAUUACACGCUUCGGACCUAAUGUAGCACAGUAUUAUAUGCUGACGCAUAAGAAGGAAUCUCCCAGUACUACGAGAUUUGAAAAUUUGGAAAAUGGUGCUCGAAGAUACGACACUGAUGGAUUGAGCAACCUGGAAUACAGAGUAUUAAAUCAUCAAUUGCGACCAUUAUAUUCUUGGAUUUUAGCUGAUGUGUAAUUCACAAGAUAUUAUUUAAUAUUACGAUAUAUAUAUAUAUAUAUCUUUUUUAAAGAUAUUACUGCUAAUCAUAUAAGUUAUUAUAGCGCAUUACAUAUUUUUUAAUAUUAAAAAGUUUUAUCUUAUACAAAGUAAAUUAGAGAUAGGGAUUGGCAGGUGGGCACUGCUCGCGGGCAAUAAAUUGAACGUCUUGGGCAAUAAGUGAUAUAGGGAGAAAUAAUGAGUGUCACACGUGAAAGAUACAGGUCUCUAAAACAUAGGUGGACGAGAUAUGUACACAAAGAA
Cyphomyrmex costatus is the source of this 1421-nucleotide messenger RNA. Its product is annotated as beta-1,4-N-acetylgalactosaminyltransferase bre-4. The record is from RefSeq and is a predicted model, not a curated record. The transcript is spliced from 2 exons. NCBI's taxonomy places the organism in Eukaryota, Metazoa, Arthropoda, Insecta, Hymenoptera, Formicidae. Gene Ontology annotation, biological process: carbohydrate metabolic process; glycosphingolipid biosynthetic process. Gene Ontology annotation, cellular component: Golgi apparatus. Bases 141 to 1136 code for a protein of 331 amino acids. Gene Ontology annotation, molecular function: galactosyltransferase activity; N-acetyl-beta-glucosaminyl-derivative 4-beta-N-acetylgalactosaminyltransferase activity.